AUGUUUCCUCCCUCACCUACCCCUCUUGCUCUACAUAAAUACCCUCACCCGUCUCCCCUUUGCUUCCUCCAUCACACAACAAGCCUUCAUCACCUCAUCUACACUACCACUUCUUCCAAACCAAACCCCUCAAACCCCAAACACUUCAAAAUGUCUGCUCCCAACGCCAACACUCCCAACGAGGGCAUCGUCGGCCAGGCCGUCAACUCUGUCAAGAACGCCGCCAACUACGUCGCCGAGACCGUCCAGGGCCAGUCCGCUGAGGCCAACAAGGAGGCCAACAAGCAGCAGGCUAAGGGCAACGUCCCUGGCCAGGACUCCAUCACCGACCGUGCCUCCGGUGCCCUGAACGCUGCUUCCGACAAGAUGAACCAGGAGAAGCACGAGGGCGCCGCUGAGGCCAACAAGCGCUCCAUCUAA
Messenger RNA from Alternaria novae-zelandiae, 420 nucleotides. RefSeq lists its product as uncharacterized. The record is from RefSeq and is a predicted model, not a curated record. NCBI's taxonomy places the organism in Eukaryota, Fungi, Ascomycota, Dothideomycetes, Pleosporales, Pleosporaceae. The coding region runs from base 1 to 420 and encodes 139 amino acids. The transcript has 2 exons.